AUGGCGACGAGGAAGGAGAAAUUAAAGGAAGCAAACAUCCUGUCGCAGGAGCAGGUCAACAAGAUCCAUGCUUCCUUCGAGGCAUUCGAUGCGGAUGGGAGCGGCGAGAUCGACGAGGAGGAGUUCAUACAGGCAUCACGGAGGCUCGGCCUGGAGCUCGAGGGCGACGAGCUGAACAAGAUGUUCGUGUCCAUGGACGUGGAUGGCUCAGGAGCCAUCGACAAGGAUGAGUAUGUGACGGCCAUGACC
Molecule: messenger RNA, 249 nt
Organism: Guillardia theta CCMP2712
Lineage: Eukaryota; Cryptophyceae; Pyrenomonadales; Geminigeraceae
Exons: 1
Molecular function (GO): calcium ion binding
Source: RefSeq, a predicted model, not a curated record